GCAUGGGUGAGGGGGAGUGUUGAGAAAACUUCGUUAGGAGUUAGGAGUACUAUAUUCUCCAUCAUCCACUUCCCUCAGUGCUCCCGGUGUUCUAUUCUCUCUCUCGUUACACUGCAAUAAAACGCUAAAAACUAUGGUGUAUCUCGCCGGGUACCGCACGGUCAUAGGAUUCCAUCACCGGAGCCCAAUUUCUUCGAUAUCGAUAACACAAAACGGCGCCACUAUAACGCCCUACAACGUCGUAUUUCUGUGUCGUUGUUGCAGAUACCAUCGGUUCAGUAGUGCAUCUGAAUCUUCUUGGGAAGAAUUCGCCGUGGAGAACGCGUACGAGCUGCUAGGAGUGUCGGAGACCAGCUCCUUCGCUGAGAUCAAAGCGUCGUUUCACAAAUUAGCGAAAGAGACUCACCCGGACCUUGCCGAGUCAAGGAAGGAUUCCGCUGAGUCUCGCCGAUUCGUGCAAAUCCUGGCUGCAUAUGAGAUUCUUUCAGAUUCUCGGAAGAGAACCCAUUAUGACAUGUAUUUGUUGUCCCAGAGAAGGCUCAUCAGGCAUUCCCAACAGGGUUCAAAAUUGCACAUUUACAAAUCCCAUGCUAAUACUUUCAAGGAGAUGGAAGUUGUUGAAUGGUUGAAGUGGUACAGAUUAACUAUAAAUGAUAUUUUGUCAGAGAAGAAGGUGGCUGUUGGAACAGGCUACUUUGAUGUGCUUGAGAGAGAUUUCUAUUCAGCUAUUCAUGCAGCAUAUUAUGGUCCUGAAAUUGAUUCUAUGCCUAUGGAGCUUUUUCCUGACUGCUUUGAGGCUGAGGAAAGGUCCUCUCAUGAAACUCCUGAGGUUUUGCACUUGGUUUCCGGUCGGGAUCUUUUCGGUAUGGUUUGCCUAGCUGAGAAGAUUCCGGAGAUAUCAUCUACGAAAAAUGAGAAGUUAAUUUCUUUCAGAUCCUUAGAUUCUGACCUGUGCCAAUCUACGAUGAAGAAAUUUCACAUCAAUGCAGAAAGGCAAGAGGAUUUUGGGACACAUCGAAUUCAAACUUCUAACAUUUCAAAUAGUGUAUCGGAUGCAUAUAGAGAUCUAGAAUUGCAUGUCUCCGGCAGAGUGAUUGCUACAGCAACCCGGGACCUACCUAGAUGUUAUUCUGGUGGGUUGCAGAAAGAUGUUGAAGAUCACAUUCACGUUUUCCUUAAUUCGGAUGAAGAUCCAAAAUAUAUCAGUGGCGACUUUCCAGAACAUUACUUGGCCAAUGGUGCAGUUGGAAGCAGAAUUCAUUUGGGAACCAUAUCUGGAAUUGGGAGCACUCCAGAUGAAGGUUGUUGUUAUGUCUACAACAGCAAUGGUGACAAGACCCAUGCAAUCAUGAAACAUAGAACAUUGCUGGUGAAGCAUAUGCACUGGUAUGAAAUCGGUGACAGAGUUUCACUUUGUGAGUGUAGAUGCACUAGGGCACGUUUACCACCAAGCAAGUUUUGGCUAUUUGAACCUCGCUCUGGCUUCCAUGACAUAGGGGGUUGGUAUGUUGAAACAUAUGGUAAAGAUAAGAAGGGUCAUACAAUACCAUCACAAAGGUUGUGGGAUGGCUUGGACAAUGGCGAGCAAGCUGACAGAAGACUUCAUCCAGCUAUGUAUUUGUUUGCUCUUGCAUAUCGGACACUCGAUAUUGAAUAUGCCAAAGCAAACAAGAAGACCUUCAGGCAUGUUGUUGGAGCACAAAUGUUCAAAAUUCUUCAUUGGUGUAGGAAACUUGUUUAAUAUGGUAUAUUGGGCCUAUCGCACAAUCAAUCAUUUUAUUACACUCUAUUGAUACACCAAUUUGGGACAAAGCAACAGAGCUUCACUGAUCUCUAGUUCGUGAAAUCAUUGGAUCAAGGACUGGUUGAUGGGUGCUCUUUCAAUAUUUGAGGAAUUCAUAUCAUGCUUGAGCCAUUUUGCUUGACAUUGAACGUGAAAAACAUGUCAUCUGUUUUUCUUUUUCCUCAAAAAUGAGCUGCAAUCGGAAUCUUUGCAAAUGAAUAUCACUCAAUGUUUCUAGUUGGUUAGAUCAGUAUAAUGGAAAUUGGAAGCAAAUAGUUUUGCUUUGCAAUGAAUUUGUCCCCUGCACUGGAAUCAAUUGUCAUAGAGCAGCACUCUCCUCAGAUCGACUUAGCUACCAUAACUCACGGCAUAUCAAGAACAAUCUUCUCAUGCUUGCAGAAUUGUCCAAAUAUUCACAAUUCAUGCAGGGCUUGUACUUGUGUAUCUGUAUAUUUUCAAGUAUGUUUUCUGGUUCACAUUUUUUAUUCUUAAAUUAAUAUUCAUUAUAUGCAAUUAGAAAUAUGACAUGUAAUUUCAUAUGAGAUCACAUUAUACCUCGGUAUGAUUUAAUAUUUCUUCAAUAUA
This is a messenger RNA of Arachis stenosperma, 2368 nucleotides long. RefSeq lists its product as uncharacterized. Lineage: Eukaryota; Viridiplantae; Streptophyta; Magnoliopsida; Fabales; Fabaceae. The record is from RefSeq and is a predicted model, not a curated record.